Molecule: messenger RNA, 430 nt
Organism: Drosophila rhopaloa
Lineage: Eukaryota; Metazoa; Arthropoda; Insecta; Diptera; Drosophilidae
Exons: 2
Coding region: 25-339 (104 amino acids)
Source: RefSeq, a predicted model, not a curated record
UCAAAGUUGUCACUUGGAAGCAAGAUGCGUGGAGCUAUAGCAGUAUUUUUGUUCGUCUCCGUUUUCCUGGUUUCGGAAAACGAAGCAGCUGUUGCAGUUGGAUUCUUCGAGGAUCCUGCCCAUCCUGGAAAGUGCGUCCUUGAGGGUCUUAUUUUAGACGCUGGUCAAACUGCCCGCAACCCAAACAAGUGUGAGCGAAUUGUGUGCUCAGCAAAUAGCAUGGCACAGAUCCAAUCAUGCGGAGUUUAUGGACUUGCUCCAGGCCAGCAAUUUGGAGAAUACUUGACUCCAAACGGUGAUUAUCCCGCGUGCUGUGAACGUAAAGUUAUAAGCGUGUAACAACGAAAUCGAAAUAUUCAAUAUUUUAAGACAAAUAAAUGUAAAUCUAAAAUCUAGAAGGUAAAUAUAAGUGAAGAAAUUUAUUAACGAG